Molecule: messenger RNA, 3155 nt
Organism: Dendronephthya gigantea
Lineage: Eukaryota; Metazoa; Cnidaria; Anthozoa; Malacalcyonacea; Nephtheidae
Product: calcium-binding mitochondrial carrier protein Aralar2-like
Exons: 20
Coding region: 594-2678 (694 amino acids)
Biological process (GO): L-glutamate transmembrane transport; aspartate transmembrane transport; malate-aspartate shuttle
Molecular function (GO): calcium ion binding; L-aspartate transmembrane transporter activity; L-glutamate transmembrane transporter activity
Source: RefSeq, a predicted model, not a curated record
AUGUGUAAUAACACACACCUUGACAGGCUUGACUUGAGUACAAUAACAUACGUUACUUAUUUUUGCCAAAUUCCCUGAUUCAACCAAGUGCCUAUGUUUACGUAACCGAUGAUGUCGACGGGCGGAAAUAUUUUCUGUUUCUCAACGGCUCUGAAUUAUGUUUCUGACUAAAAAACAAAAUACGAACCUGAAAUCGUUUUGGAUUUCUUGUGAACUGUCAAUUUAAUCAACCAGUCUAAGUACUCUUUCAAGGUACACAAAGUGCACUGCUCUCUUUCAUAUGAAUUAAGUGCGAUCUCUUAUCAUUGAUCGGUGACAUAAUAAAUAAUCUAGGUAAAUGAUCUUGCUGACUAGGCCCAAUCACAAGUACUUGCGUCUGGUUUCAAUGGUUCUAACCGAUAAAUUCCGAUAAAUAAGUGACCGACAAAUAACCGAUUUUUCGGUUAAUAAUUGAGACAAUGCGACCCAUACCGGAAAAGGCAUUGGACCAAUCAUAAACAAUAAGACAAAAAUGCAAGAUGUCGGCAAGAAAUGAUUCCUGGUAACAUCGAGCUUUCUGUUUCUAACUAAUGAGUGCUAAAAACUGAAAAAAGAUGAACAUAGACCGACAUUGGUCGCGGUCUCUAAUGCAUCGUGUAUUGAGUCCUGCUUAUUGUUCUGAUGGCAAAAUCAACCGGCCAUCAGCCGAUUAUUCAGUCACAAAGUCAAGCCCCGAAGCGUUAAAAAAAAUUUUUCUCAAGUAUGCAUCAUUGGAGGAAGAUGGAGAGAUGUUCAUGACUCCAGAGGAUUUUAUAAGGACAUUUUUAGGAAUGCAAAAAGAAGAUGACUACAACGUAGAAACAUUAAACUUAUUAUCUGGUGUUGUGGAUCAAACUAAAGAUGGGCUUAUAUCAUUCAGUGAAAUGCUUGCAUUUGAAUCCCUCCUCUGCAGUCCUGAUGCUCAAUUUCGCAUAGUGUUUCAACUGUUUGAUUUGGAUGGAAAAGGCUCUGUUAGUUUUGAUGAGUUCUCUAGAGUUAUAAAGAAAACCCAGCAACACCAAAAGUUUCCCUUCAAUUUUGAUUCUCCAUUUAUAACGCGGUUUUUUGGAGAAAACAAAUCGAAGGGAGUGCCAUAUAGCGAAUUUACGCAAUUAUUAGAGGAUUAUCAGAAAGAACAUAUAAAGCAAGCAUUUUAUCAGUGCAAGUUAAACAAAGGGACAAUUACUGCAAAAGAUUUUAGUACGAUAAUGAAAACCUGUCGUCCUCAUGUUUUAUCGCCUUAUACUCACGAGCACUUGUUAACGGUGGCAGGUGGUAUGACAAGUCAUGUAGUAACAUACGCGUAUUGCCUAGCGUUUAAUGAUCUUUUGGACAAUAUUAAAGUGAUUCAAUAUCUUUUCGAAAAAGCAGUAAGGGGUGACCGACAGAAAGAUAUGACCAAGGAGGAAUUCACUAAAGUGGCGCGCAAACAUUUUUUGAUAAACCCUUUGCAAAUUGAUAUAUUGUUUCACUUGUGCGGAUUAAGGCAUGGUACUGGCCGUAUUUCAUUGCUUGAUUUGGAUCACAUAAUACCCAAACCUGAUGUCUUUAAAGUUUACUCUGCUGAAAAUCACCAGUUCAGUCAGCACUCGUAUUUUCCUCAAGAGAAUGAGCGAGAUUUCCACAGACCUUAUUAUUUACAAGGUUUAGAACAUUUGUAUCGCUUUGUUGUGGGUGGCAUUGGUGGAGCUACCGGAGUUACAGCUGUGUAUCCCAUUGAUCUUGUAAAGACCAGAAUGCAGAACCAGCGCGCUGUUAGUGCGGAAGAAAGAUUAUACAAGAACAGUUUUGAUUGCUUUUUUAAAGUGCUUCGAAAUGAGGGAUUUCGUGGGUUGUAUAGAGGUAUCAUACCGCAAUUAAUUGGUGUGUCGCCUGAAAAAGCAAUUAAAUUGUCUACUAAUGAUUUUGUGAGAGACAGAUUGAAAGCUGAAGAUGGUUUUCUCACGCUCAGCGCCGAGAUCGUUGCCGGUGGUUGCGCUGGAGCAUCGCAAGUAAUGUUUACGAAUCCAAUUGAAAUUGUAAAAAUUCGUUUACAAGUGGCGGGCGAGAGUGGUCAGAAGAUCAACGCGGUGCAGACGGUCAGAGAACUUGGUCUUAAAGGUCUUUACAAGGGAGCAAGAGCAUGCUUUCUCCGGGACAUUCCGUUUUCCGCCAUCUACUUUCCUGUGUACGCUCAUUUAAAAUCAAGUUUCUCCGACGAAAAUGGAUUUACCAAAUGGUACAAUCUUCUCGCUGCGGCUGCUAUAGCUGGAUGCCCAGCAGCAUUCCUUUGUACGCCUUUUGAUGUUAUCAAGACUCGUCUUCAGGUAAAAGCACGUCAAGGGCAGGAAUCAUACCGUGGGGUGUUUGAUGCAGCGUCGAAAAUCUGGAGGCAAGAAGGUGGUCGUGCAUUCUGGAAAGGAGGCCCAGCUCGAGUUUUCCGUUCCUCUCCUCAAUUUGGGGUUACCUUGCUGACGUACGAAAUAAUACAACGAUACUUCUACUUUGAUUUUGGCGGAGCUCCCAAAACAGAAAUGAAGCCAGUCAAUCCUGAUAUAUCUCUUCAUGCUGAUCAUAUCGGUGGAUUACGUCUGGCUGUCGCAUCUUUCGCUGGAAUAGAAACAAAAUUUGGACUAUGUCUUCCUGUUUUUCAAUCUCCCGGUCAAAAUGUCAAGAAAUAGUGCAAUGAAAAACACUCCAGCUUAAUGGAAUAGGAUAGAAAAUAUAUUAAUUAUUUUGAACUUUCUGUCGAUUUACUUUACAAUUGGGUAUAAAUAAUAGUGCGUGGGAAAAUGUUUACUAAAGCUCGCAAUAUAUAAUCAGGUUUUUUUAUUUUCACCAGACGUUCCACCUCACAGUCGCUUGCUGCCAGUGGAAUGUUUCACGAACGAUUUUUUCUUUGGGUUUUUUUUGUUUUAACGAGAUGUUUAACAAUUUAAAGUGACCUUUGUGUUUGUCCUGUGACUGUAGAGGCUAGAGCCAUGCAACCGGGUCCAGCGCCUGAUUAGAGUUUAAAAAACCAACGACACGGGCAAAAAGCGAAGUGUUAAGUGGAAAAUUUGCCAAUCGCUAACGAUGACUAAUAGUUCUAAUAUGAUCCUACUAAACCUGUAAUUUUUGGCUCGAAGAUAUAUAGCAAUAUAAAUUAUUUUUGUCCU